Hyaloperonospora brassicae is the source of this 1692-nucleotide messenger RNA. Lineage: Eukaryota; Oomycota; Peronosporomycetes; Peronosporales; Peronosporaceae. The record is from the annotation of a GenBank genome assembly.
AUGCACACGCUGCCGCCGCGCGCGUCCUGCCACUGGCUGCGCGCGCGCCGCGCGUGGGCGUCGCUGGCCACGGCCCCUGCGCCGCAGCGGUUCUCUGAGGCGCACGAUCGGCUGCGCAUUGCACUGGUGGGGCGGACGAACGUGGGCAAGAGCACGCUGUUUAACCGCCUGACGAAGACGCGGUCGGCCAUUGUCCAUAAUGUACCAGGGACUACGCGGGAUCGGCGGUACGCGCGCUCGACGGUCGCGGGCCUGGAGCUGGACAUUGUCGACACGGGCGGACUCGCAGACGCGCCGUCGGGGACGCUGGAGGAGGGUAUGCUCGAGCAGACGCGACGCGCGGUGCACGAGGCCGACCUCGUGUUUUUUUUGGUGGACGGCCGACAGGGGGUUACGCCCGUGGACAGCCACUUUGCUCGCUGGUUACGUCGAGAGAACGCACGUGCGCCGAUCCAUUUGGUGGCGAACAAGCUGGAGGGCGACGUGGAUCGAUGGGAGAACGAGCUGAACGACUGCUACCAGUUGGGCAUGGGCGGCGCGAUUCCCCUGUCGGCCGAGCACGGAGACGGGGUCCCGUUGUUGCUGGACGAGAUCAUACCGAUGUAUGCAACGUUCCAGCAGACAAUGACGGCUACGCGCGAGGCGCAAGGAAAAGACAGGAAGGACCAGGAGAAGGACGACAGUGAUCCGCGAACGAUCAAGCUGGCUAUUGUCGGUCGCCCGAACGUCGGCAAGUCGACGUUGCUGAACAAGAUUGUGCGCAGCGACCGCGUCCUGACUGGUCCUCAGCCAGGAGUGACGCGUGAUUCGGUGGAAGUGCCCUGGACGUUUCACGGACGUCCCAUUCAGCUCGUCGAUACGGCAGGUAUUCGACGAUACAGCAAGCGUGAUCACGAAGACCAGAUUGAGAACCUGUCGGUGCGCGACGCCUUCCGUGCAAUCGACUCGGCACAGGUCGUGGUCGUCGUCGUGGAUAUGAGCGAGCCCAAGCUCAUUCACAUGGACCUGACCAUUGCACAACGUGUGAUCGAAGAAGGACGUGCGCUAGUGCUCGCAGCGAACAAGAGCGACCUUGCAGGCGCUGGUGUCGAGCUAGAGAUGCAGCGUAUCCAGAACGAGUUGCAGGACUCGCUCGCACAGGUGCGGGGUGUUCCUGUCGUACCCAUCUCUGCGCUCACAGGCAGUGGAAUAAAAAAGCUCGUGCCAGAGGUGCUCAAGGCGUAUGAGAGAUGGGACCUCCGCGUGACGACUGGCCGCUUGAAUCGGUGGCUCAAAGCCAUGAGUCGGCACCACCCGCCUCCAACGGUCAAGGGCAAGACGCUGAACAUCAAGUACGCGACCCAAGUGAAGUCUCGGCCGCCCACUUUUGCGGUGUUUGUGAGCAAGCCGUCUGAAGUGCCCGAAGCGUAUCAGCGAUUCCUGCUGAGCCAACUGCGCGAGGAGUUUGACAUGGUAGGUGUGCCAGCUCGGCUGCUGCUCCGUGGCAACAAGGAGAACCCGUUCGAGAAGCGCAAAAAGUUCCAGCAGCGGACCAGCAGCGUGCUGUAUGGGAAACAGCGUCAUGCCCGCAAAGCUGCUGCUGAGUCCACGUCUGCGGCACCGGUGCAGUCGAAGAGUGGCAAGAAGUCGCCUCUGACGAGAAAGCAGAAGACUGGACACUUUGUCCCUCGUCGCUAUAAGAACAAGAAGUAA